GGUCCUUUCUUGCUGAGGGCUAGCUUAUAAAACGGGGUUUUAGAGCUACAUGUUUUAAUACGUUUAAAAUUUCCCCAGUAAGCUACCUAUUAGCUAUUCGAUAAUUACAAAAGGAGUUUUUUUCUGUUUGUUUUUAUGCCUCAAGUGGCGCUGAAGAAGUGUGUCUAAGCGUUGAACGUUGUUUUUAUCUUUCGGUUUCAGUCGCAGCGGAGCUAAAGCGUUAGCAUCAUCCCAGCUAACAAACUAUCCCUAUCUCCAGAAUAACACCUUCUGUGAUAUUUCUUCAUAAAAAUAAGACGUGGCGUUGAUGAGCAAUAAUCAUGUCUGGCAUUGCUCUCAGCAGACUGUCCCAGGAGCGCAAAGCCUGGAGGAAAGACCACCCAUUUGGCUUUGUUGCUGUGCCCACGAAGAACCCUGAUGGAACCAUGAAUCUAAUGAACUGGGAAUGUGCCAUCCCUGGGAAAAAAGGGACUUUGUGGGAAGGGGGACUUUACAAGCUAAGAAUGCUGUUUAAAGACGACUACCCGUCCUCUCCACCCAAAUGCAAGUUUGAGCCACCGAUAUUCCACCCAAACGUCUACCCAUCCGGCACUGUGUGUCUGUCCAUCCUGGAGGAGGACAAAGAUUGGCGACCGGCCAUCACAAUCAAGCAGAUCCUGUUGGGUAUCCAGGAGCUGCUGAAUGAGCCCAAUAUUCAGGACCCAGCACAAGCAGAAGCUUACACAAUCUACUGUCAGAACAGGAUGGACUACGAGAAGCGGGUCAGGGCACAAGCCAAGAAGUUUGCCCCCACAUAGAGUGGAUAAGCCUGGUUAGAGGAGGCCGGCAGCAGCUGAAGGACCACUCCAAUAAGAAUCUGUUUAGAGUAUUAUUACACUGUUCAUCAGGUGAAAUGCAAACAUUUUUUCUUUAUCCCUUUUCAAACGCUGAAAGCUUAACAGGACUCUGAUUGUACAUUCGUUUAUGCAUUUUAGAUGCAUUCGUAUUACAGCGGAUGCUAAACUUCCUCAUUCCUUCCCUGAAUACUAUACAAAGUGUCAACAGGCUGUAAAAUAAGAAUCCAUGUCUCGGUUUUCUGUGAAACCCUCAGUUGAUUGCAGUAAAGGACAAUAUUUUACACACUGUGCUUUCAUCCAACCAUCGGAGCUCAGAAUAAGUGUGCUUAUGUUGGUUAGUGUGACUGCAGCUGGAGCUAAGGCUGCUGAAGAGUAGGAGCUGCUUUGUAAACACCCAUUAGGUGUAAGUCAAUUAAAGGAAAAGACAAUCUGUAUAUUUGACACGAAAUUGGUUCUGAAGGAAGUUGUUAUCUAGUAGUUCAGUAUAUUUAGGUUCAGGGAGAGCAUGAAGGGUCAAGCCUUUGCUCCACACACUCCUGUUAUUCCAGUUUAAGAUGCUUAGUGUUUAGAUUCUUAUUGUGAAUCCAGCUGAAAGUAAAAAUGUUUAGUAACGGUGAAAAAAUUCAUCCACCUGCAAUAUCAAGGUGUUUUCCUCUUCCAAAGAUACCGAAGCUUCAUGUAGGUAAGCUCCAUUGUGAAAGCAAGCAAAGCGGUGACUGUUAAUCGUUGGCCCCUUUCACUCGGUCGUUUUGAACCAAUGACUUCCACGUCUCCACGAACAAGUCCAGCAGGCUCUCAGGAGCAGAAGGAUCCUCAGUGGAAUAGCCUCUCUCCAGCAAAAGCGAACUGAAGAAAGUGCACUUGUUAAUAAACCAAGGCCUGAGUUUUUUCUGUUUUGUUUUUUUGGCCUCUUAACUAAAUGAGUGCAUGUAAAUAAUAUAAAUAACAAACUGUGGAAGUAAUGUUUUAUAUUAUUUUAGCUGGAUGUAUGUGGUAUUGUUGUAAGAAGGGGAAAUAAAAAAUGUAAAAUUGUC
Molecule: messenger RNA, 1870 nt
Organism: Cyprinodon variegatus (sheepshead minnow)
Lineage: Eukaryota; Metazoa; Chordata; Actinopteri; Cyprinodontiformes; Cyprinodontidae
Product: SUMO-conjugating enzyme UBC9-like
Exons: 7
Coding region: 321-797 (158 amino acids)
Biological process (GO): protein sumoylation
Cellular component (GO): nucleus
Molecular function (GO): SUMO conjugating enzyme activity
Source: RefSeq, a predicted model, not a curated record